Hibiscus syriacus is the source of this 917-nucleotide messenger RNA. RefSeq lists its product as uncharacterized. NCBI's taxonomy places the organism in Eukaryota, Viridiplantae, Streptophyta, Magnoliopsida, Malvales, Malvaceae. Bases 11 to 823 code for a protein of 270 amino acids. The record is from RefSeq and is a predicted model, not a curated record. The transcript has a single exon.
ACUAAAGGAGAUGGAAACGGUGGAGCCAGUCCCGGCGGUGGAUUUCAACUUCGACAGCACAUGUUCGUCUCCGUUCAUGACUGCUCCUUCAACUCCUCAACGCUUUGGCAAUUUCUUCCUCAGUGCUCCAGCCAGUCCCGCUCGCGUUUCUUCUAUUUAUCCCAAUUCUCAAAGGGAAGAAAAGCCUAUGAGCAACCACCAUGAUGGUAAUGACGAAGAUUUCGAGUUCAACUUCAGUGGGCAAUUAGAAGGAGCUUCCUUGUCCGCCGAUGAGCUUUUCGACGGCGGAAAAAUCCGGCCUUUGAAAUCCCAGCCAUGUCAUCAAUCUGUUCAUAAGAAAAGCAGAUCAUUGUCACCAUUAAGAGUAUGCGACCUCACGUUGGAGCAAGAAGAAGAAGAAGAAGCUUCAUCAAAUUCCCAGAAAACCACCAAGAGUAAUCCUAAAUCUUCCAUUCUCUCCUCCAUUUCGUUCACAAAAGUUAACAGAAAGUGGAAGUUGAAGGACCUUUUGUUGUUCCGAAGUGCAUCGGAAGGGAGAGCGGCGAGUAAAGAUCCGCUAAGAAAAUAUGCUCUUUUGUCGAGGAAAGUUCAGUCCGAUGACCUUAGAAAGGUAAGCUUCCGGUCAACUGAUAGUGUGGGUUCGGUGUCCCGGAGAGGAGUGGUUUCGGCUCACGAGUUGCAUUACACGGCGAACCGGGCUGUCAAGGAGGAGAUGAAGAAGAAGACCUUUUUACCAUACAAGCAAGGCCUCCUUGGAUGCUUGGGUUUCAAUCCUGGGAUGAACCAGAUUUCCAGGGGAAUUGGGUCUUUGACACGUGGAUGACCAUGAUUCAGUCAUCCUAUGCCACUUUUGUUGAUUCCCAAAGUUCCAUUCUUUUUAUGUUUACAUAAUUUUAUGGAUCACAAACCGUUAGUUU